Naegleria lovaniensis is the source of this 2259-nucleotide messenger RNA. RefSeq lists its product as uncharacterized. NCBI's taxonomy places the organism in Eukaryota, Heterolobosea, Eutetramitea, Acrasida, Naegleriidae. The record is from RefSeq and is a predicted model, not a curated record. The transcript has 2 exons. The coding region runs from base 1 to 2259 and encodes 752 amino acids.
AUGCAUCCAAGCAUCAGAACCGUAACAAUCAUUGUCACAACAAUCAUGCAUUUCAUGAUUACUGUUGUUCAUUGCCGUGAUUUACACUCUUUAUCUCCAUCAUCAUCAUCAUCGCCGACAUCACUGAGGUUUCAAUACUCGGAUAUUAAGACUCUCAAAACGAGCAUUCUUUCAACGACAACAACCACCUCCGUCAUAUUAGGAGCAGCCAAUUAUGUGUCAUUAUUUCUAUGGAAUGAUUUAAAGUAUUCCUCUCUUUCCGAGGUGUAUGAGUCAUUAUCCUCGAAACGACCAUUGAGAUUCUUUUCGUAUACCUUUCAACCAGAUGCACAACGUCACAUUAUGACUCGAGUCAUUCCUAGAUCGUUUUUAAGUCUCUCUUUCAAUAGCUCAACAACAACGAAUAACAUUUCAGAGGAGUCGCUCACUACUGGAUUGUGGACCUAUUCACAAGUAUCUCUAGGAGCCUCCACCGAUUGCCUCUAUGGAUCUGUUUUUGAACAUUUUGAUAUUCUCAUUGAUACGCCCGAUGUGUUUGCCAAACGAUUAAGGUUUGCAAGCUCACAUUUUGGACGUCGAAAGCCUUUUCAAUCCGGCCUCUUGAAUCCCAAUGAUUUUCAGCACAUUCCAUUAUUUCCUAGUAUGGUGUGGAUUUAUAAUGGUAGCCUUAUAGAGUUGGAGGAUAUCAGUACGAACCAUUUCAUGACAACGUCCAUGAUGACCGUUUUGAAACAAAACUCAACCCUAACAAAUCUCACCUGUUUGGAUUCAGUCAUUCAUGAUGCUCGGGUAUUUGAGAGGCUUCAUGGUAUUGCAAAUUUUACAGAGCAAGAUUUACACGCUCUUACACUUUUCAUGAACAUUUCAACAACAUUGAAUUAUACGUUUGAAAUCAUCAAUAAGGCUUUUACGACUAUAAGUAUGGAAAUAACUACAACAACAACAACUUGGACCAAACAACAAGUACGGAACAAUUUAUGGCCUUCAUCAUGUUUCUAUUGUUCAACCUCUGGAUGUGUUGCAGAGCGAUGGGCCCAACAAGAUUAUUUAGAUAUCAGUGUGGCUUCUGUUGGAAUAUUUUUUUAUUUGAUUCUCUUUUCAUCCAAAGCCUUUCUUCAUCCAUCGAUUAAGAGAAAAUUUGGAAACGCAUACUUGGGACCAUUCUUAAUAAUGGUUGGAUUUGCAGUGAACUCUCCUGCAUUGGCCAAUCAUUGUUCUACUGGUGCUGGUUUAGUAUUCAGUUAUUGUAUAUUCACUCUGUCUUUGGUAUAUAUUUGUACCAUGUUACGAUUUUAUUAUUUGAGAAAUAUUUAUUGGAUUAUUGACAAGACAGAUUGUGUUAAAAUUCACAAAGUAUUAUCGACUCUACCCGUUGGAAUUAUUAUUACAAUUUUUGUUCCAUUGAUUCUGGCUGCCAUUUUAACUAUACCUCAUAUAGUAUUGGUUCGAACAUUUAACUCGACUACCAUUAAUCUCAAUUUUAAUUUAAUGGUGUUGGGAAUGGCUUUGAUUCCAAGUAUUUUAGGAAGUCUUGUGGUUGCGUUUGAUAUUGUCAAACAUCGAAAAAGUAUUAAGGAAAAGGGUUUAAGAAGAUUCUUGUUCUUUGAGGAUCCCUUUUUCGUGCGGGUCGAUUUAAUUUCUCUAAAUAUUAUUGUGAUCUUUAUGGUUGCUGUUCUUCUUUCGGUGGGAACAAGUUCCAAUAAUUUGGUUCCAAUCUUUCGAUUCAUUUGUGGAUUGUGUGGAUAUUUGGUUUGUGGAGGAGCUAAUAUCAUUGUGAUUCUAGUUCAACAUUUAUUAUUUAGAGCUAGUUCUUUAGAAAAACAAGCACAAUCAGAGCAUGAUCAGUUUGAUUUUCAUCACCUGAUGGAAAGUAAUAAUGAAUCAUUUUACAAAUUAUUUAAAGAAUAUUGUUCUGGAGAAAGCUCAACCGAGAAUAUCCUAUUGUUUGAAACUUUAAAAAAGCUGAAAGAUCAACAAAGUUUAACACUGAACGAUAUGCACUACAUUUCCAAAACAUUUUUGAACAUGUACUCGCUGUAUGAAGUCAAUAUUCCUUCGAGUGUGAGAGCUGAUUUUGGUAAAGCCAUCAAAGAUCAUGAAGCCUCCACUUUGACCACUAUUCACAUCUCUGUCAUUGAACCAUUGUAUAUUGAAGUGAUGGCUAAUUUAAAAGAUACAUUUCGUAGAUUAGAGAAAACAAGUGUAUUUGCAAAGUGGAAACACUUUUAUCAAGUUCAGAAAGUGCAAUCUGUUAUUUGA